UUUCCGGAACCUUCUACAGAGCUGAGAAGCUUCAGACUCAGAUUAAGCGACGUAACAAACCGGGACCAAAUUAUAAUAAUAAAAUAAGUAUUGUGUGUUUUAGUGUUUUAGUAACUGAGCUACAGCCAUGGUGUGCAUACCCUGUAUUGUAAUCCCGGUCCUCCUGUGGGUUUACAAACGCUUCCUGGAGCCCAUCAUUUAUCCAUUCAUUUCUCCAUUCAUCAGCCGAUUCUGGACCAAGACUGCAGUUCAGGAGACGGGAACAGGAGGAGAGAAGGGAAGUACCAAAGCAGACAAUGACAGUUGCAAGGCCAAAUGCAAUGGAAGCUCGAACGUGUGUGCAGAUAAUGGAACAAUAUCAGCUUCAGACAAAAAGAAGGACUGAUGCUUCACAGAUCUUUAUGAAUCAUAUUUGUCAUACUGUAGAUUAUUUACAACCUAAAAUCAUGCUGUGAUUAAUUUUACGUUGUUAAUACGAUUCACAUGCUUCAUUUAAUUGUGUUCAUAAUUCUGUAUAUUUAUUAGCUGUAGUUUUGCAAAAGGUGUUUUAAUAUAUUCAUUUAAUAUUAUGAAUCAGUUCAUUUCUAAUUCUUCAUUCCCAGAUGACCUGCAAUGGUUACAGAUGAUUAUUAUUUUAUAUAUUUACAGAAUUACUCUGGAGGUAAUAUGUUAGAGGAUAAAUAAAUAUUUGAAUUGUAAAGCUU
Trichomycterus rosablanca is the source of this 704-nucleotide messenger RNA. It is a transcript of the gene c21h18orf32, whose product is annotated as UPF0729 protein C18orf32 homolog. NCBI's taxonomy places the organism in Eukaryota, Metazoa, Chordata, Actinopteri, Siluriformes, Trichomycteridae. The transcript is spliced from 3 exons. Bases 128 to 385 code for a protein of 85 amino acids. Gene Ontology annotation, biological process: positive regulation of canonical NF-kappaB signal transduction. The record is from RefSeq and is a predicted model, not a curated record.